AGUUGAUAGCCGACCUUAGUCUCAUGCGAUUUCAAUCGGAAAGUAAAUGUAGUUUAUUUAUAUAAAUUGGUGUAAUUGAUAUUUAUCUAAAGCCCCCACACUAUAUAAUUAUGAGUUAAAUAUAGAAAUACAUGGUUUAUUGCUCUCAAUGUGUUUUUAUUGAGUUGAUAGCAGACCUUAGUCUGUCGUGAUUUUAAUUAAAAAGUUAAGAUGAUCGUGGACUUAAAUUAUCUAGUGUUUUUGUUUUCGUUUGUGAUACGUACAAAUAGUUUAAAUAUUUUAAUACUAUUUCCAACAGCAGCUAACAGUCACUUUCUCGUUUUUGAACCAAUGUUUCAAGAGCUUGCAAAAAGAGGGCAUAAUCUUACAAUUUUAACAUCUAGGCAUAGACUGUAUACUCACGAGAACAAAACACUUUUAUACUCGAUAAAGGAUGAAAAAACCUACAUGGUAAAACCAAUUUUACCAAUGGAUUUCUUUAAAGGAAGAAGAACAGAGAUGUAUAAGGAACAGUUUUUACUAGCUUCAAUAACUGAAAGCACGUGUGAAAGGUUUCUCAGUAGUGAGUAUGUGAAAAACUUUUUAAAAGAAUCCAACAGCUAUGACGUAGUCAUUGCAGAAGUAUUUGGGUCUCACUGUUAUUUUGGUCUCGCUAAGAGAUACAACGCACCUGUGAUUGGCCUUUCCUCCACCGAUUUACUGCCAUGGAUGUACCAGUGGUACGGUAGCCCUGAGAAUCCAUCUUAUAUACCAGUUCUUUUUAUGGACUACUCUGACAAAAUGAACUUUUUUCAAAGAGUGGAAAAUACGUUAAUGCUAAUAUUUUCCAAACUAGUUCACCUUUACUAUAUAGCUCCUACAGGGAAUGAGUACUCUAAAAAGUACCUAGGUGUAGAUCUUUUCGAAGGAGGAGAUAUUUUAUACAACAUGAGUUUAUUGUUAACUAAUAGACACUAUACGUACCAAACUCCAAAACCCUUAUCUCCAAAUAUAAUUGAAGUAGGAGGAAUUCACUUGGGAAAACCAAAGAAGUUACCAGAGUCACUGGAUAAACUUGUGAGCGGUGCACCAAGUGGAGUCAUACUAAUCAGCAUGGGCUCAACACUUAAGGGUAGUACAUUUCCAGAAGAGCAGAGAAAAAUGUUCCUCAAAGUUUUUUCGCAGUUAAAAUACACUGUUAUAUGGAAAUGGGAAAAUGAUACUAUGGAGGGAUUACCAUCCAAUGUGAAAACACACAAAUGGUUGCCUCAGUUUGAUUUAUUGUGUCAUCCUAAUCUAAAACUCUUUAUUACCCAUGGAGGACUUUUGGGAGGACAGGAAGCUGUCUAUUGCGGAGUACCAAUGUUAAUUCUUCCACAGUUUGCCGAUCAACACUUGAACGCAGCUGCUUUAGAAAAAACUGGAGCUUCUUUACAUAUUAAACUAAGAACUGCAACAGAAAAAUCUUUGACAGAAGCUAUUAAUAAAGUACUAACACCACAGUUUGCCCAGAAUGCCAAACUAUUAUCAGAAAGAUUCAAAGAUAGACCGAUGUCCCCAAUGGACACCGCCAUUUAUUGGAUCGAAUAUGUUGCCAAGUAUAAAGGAGCUCCUUUUAUGAGGACUGCUGUAACAGACAUGCCUUUUUAUCAGUAUUUACUUCUAGAUGUGAUUGGCUUUUUGAUUUUACUAGCAGCAAUUUUUAUUUAUGUAUUUUAUUUUUGUAUAAAACGAAUAAUAAGACUGGUUAUUAAGACGUCACCACAAUCAAAGAUAAAAAAACAUUAAAAUUAUUUAGACAAUUGUAGUAUAAU
Messenger RNA from Diabrotica balteata, 1793 nucleotides. The record is from the annotation of a GenBank genome assembly. Lineage: Eukaryota; Metazoa; Arthropoda; Insecta; Coleoptera; Chrysomelidae.